AUGGACGGUGCUGGUGCUGUAACCGUUGCUGCUCCUGCUUUUUUUAGCAGCUUGCACGCAGGAAAGUGGUGGGCGCAGUUGGGUGGGCAGGCAGAGGAGGAGGAGGAGGAGGAGGAGGAGGAGGAGGAGGAGGAGGAGGAGGAGGAGGAGGAGGAGGAGGAGGAGGAGGAGGAGGAGGAGGAGGAGGAGGAAUUGGUAGGGGUGGUGUUAGUGGUGGAAGAAUUGAAAAAGAUGGAACCCAUCGCUUCUUCCUCUUCCUCCUAA
Messenger RNA from Closterium sp. Yama58-4, 264 nucleotides. NCBI's taxonomy places the organism in Eukaryota, Viridiplantae, Streptophyta, Zygnematophyceae, Desmidiales, Closteriaceae. The record is from the annotation of a GenBank genome assembly.